GAGCAGAAGCUUCCACUCUGCUCGCUCAGUGAUGCUGUUGAAAGUGCGCUGUGUGGACUGAUAUGGGACAGGCAGGAUGGACACAUGCAUGAAUAUUUGGAUAGUGAUUUUUGGCACACAUGGAUGCAACUUUGCUGAACAAUCUGCAGACCUCCCUUAAUCCUGGCAUGUCCCAGAUGAGCAGCUACAGUAAUGACUGUCAUCACUUUCACUGUCUCUGUGCUGUGCCUGCUGCCUCAGGCGGUGCUAGCACGGUGGGCGUGCGUUCGAGCCUGCCCACCAUCCUGCACCUGCACGCAGGAGAAGAGCUGCAGCGUGCUCUGCGACCGCUCCGGCCUGGCUGAGCUCCCAAAAGAGUUUCCCUGCGAGGCCUCCGCCAUCAGCCUGGACAAAAACAGGCUCAAGUUCUUGUCAGAAAGGGCCUUUGGCACCCUGCCCUCCCUCAAGUCUCUCUCUCUGGACCACAACAACAUCUCCUUCAUUACCCCGGGAGCCUUCAAGGGCCUCCCAAACCUGGUGGAGCUGAAAAUGGCGCACAACGAGUACAUCAGCUACCUUCAUACACGAACUUUCACAGGGCUCAAGAAGCUGGUGCGCCUCGACUUGUCAGACUGUAACCUGUUCAGCAUCCCUGAUCGCAUCUUUAUAGAGCAAACGGCACUGAAGGAGCUGCUCUGCUUCCAAAACAACUUCAGGAGGAUCCCGGGAGCCAUCAGAGGCAUGGAAAACCUGACUCACAUCUAUCUGGAGAGAAACAAGAUAGAGGCGGUGGCCUACAACUCCCUGCUGGGCCUGGGUAGCCUCAAGUACCUGAACCUCCAGGAGAACCACAUCAACGUGAUCCAUGAGCAGGCCUUCCAGGACCUUGCACAGCUGGAGAACCUUUACCUCAAUGACAACUUGCUGUCUGAUUUGCCCCGGCUCGCCUUCAAAGGUCUCAGCCGGCUCAAGAUGCUCAACCUUGGGGGUAACCAGUUGACCAACCUGUCCAAGACCUGGUUCAGUGACCUGGUGGAGCUGGAGGUCCUGUACCUAGACAGGAACCAGCUCCUACACAUUGAGGAGGGGGCUUUUGAGAACCUGACCAGCCUGAUCACACUCCACCUGAACAGCAACAACCUCACCACCCUCCCCUUCCCUGUUUUCCAGCCUAUCUACUUCCUGGGCCGCCUUUACCUUUUCAGAAACCCCUGGGAGUGCGACUGCUCCCUUGAGUGGCUGAAGGAGUGGAUGGAAAACUACAAACUGGUGCGGGACAUCCCCUGCGCUUCACCGUCCUCCGUGGCGGGACUGGAUCUCAGUGAGGUGGUCUUCGCCAAGGUGAACAGCACGUGCGUGGACCCCGCUGAUCUCAACCUGACCACAGCCUCCUCAGAGAUUGCCUCCACCACGGAGAACCGCUUCAACAGCCUCAUUUCCAAGCUGCUCCAGCAGGAGCUCAGGGAGGAGAUGGGGAAUGGGACCGAGAGCCUCCGCAAUGGGACCCUGCUUGAGACUGAGGACGGGCAGCUCUCUGCAGGGGUCGCAGGGCAUCGGGUCGGGGCAAGCCAAUCUCUUUUCUGCUUCAUUGUGUUGUGGCUCAUUUUUGGUUUAAAUGGCUAGUCAGAUCCUUAUUUCUGUCUGUACUGCACAUGAGACGAGUGGAGAUGACAUUUGCUUCAUCACAAACAAGAACAAGAUGGGAUAGCUUUUUAAAAAUGCCUAUGAGAUAAAAGAUGGUUUUAUUUAUUCAUGCAAAUAUGGAAGGAAUGUGUUUGCACGUGUUACUGGUGUGAGUCUGCUCUGCCAAACCGAUUUUGGGAUCAUUCUCCUGCUAAAAUGCAAGUGUGGGGAAACUGAAUGUUUCCAGCUAAGAAGGAUGGGUUUACUGUGGUUUAUUUUCACACGAGCUGUUUAUUUAUUAUACUGUUUAUAGAUUAAAUAUUUAUAUGUAUUAAAAAAACAAUCCUGACUUCAUAUGUGAUUAUGCUCUUCCUUCUUCACAAACAAAUCUGUGCAGCUGCAGGAUUCAUCUGUGCAAAUGGAUGAAAAUGUAUAAGCUAACAUCCAGUAUUUUUGUUGCAUAAGAUUUAACUUUAAUUAUUAUGUAAUAUUCAUAGCAUUACAUAGUCUGAUUACUUUUGUUUUUGUAUUUUCAUUCACAUCUAUGUGUAAUGUUAAAGGAGAUAAGAGUUCCUGUAGUUAUCUCCUAAAUACUCUAAAUGUCGGCUCUGCAGCUUUUCCAGAAAUGCAUUCAUCUUUUUAUUGCACACGGCUCCGUGUUGUUGCUGCUUGUGUGUGCUGCAACAUAAAAUGGAGGGACUUUGUUUUUGAUUCUCUCUAUACAGGGAGUGUGGUGGGU
Archocentrus centrarchus (flier cichlid) is the source of this 2341-nucleotide messenger RNA. RefSeq names its product nyctalopin (gene nyx). Gene Ontology annotation, cellular component: plasma membrane. Gene Ontology annotation, molecular function: protein binding. NCBI's taxonomy places the organism in Eukaryota, Metazoa, Chordata, Actinopteri, Cichliformes, Cichlidae. The transcript is spliced from 5 exons. The record is from RefSeq and is a predicted model, not a curated record. The coding region runs from base 193 to 1602 and encodes 469 amino acids.